Molecule: messenger RNA, 1507 nt
Organism: Leptonychotes weddellii (Weddell seal)
Lineage: Eukaryota; Metazoa; Chordata; Mammalia; Carnivora; Phocidae
Source: RefSeq, a predicted model, not a curated record
ACCGGAAGAGGUGAGUCUGAUUGGCAGGGCAUGGCCGACGGUGUGCGGGGAAUAUGGCGGAGCGUGUGAAGAAGCGGCCCUGCGGCCCGGGUGAACAUGGCCAAAGGGUCGAGUGGCGAAAAUGGAAGCAGCAGAAGAAAGAGGAGAAAAAGAAGUGGAAGGAUCUCAAGCUGAUGAAAAAACUGGAGCGGCAGCACGCACAGGAAGAACAGGCAAAGCUCCAGCAGGAAGAAGAAGCAACUGCACAGAGGGAGGACCAGGGUCGGCCCUACACCCUGAGUGUGGCCCUGCCAGGCUCCAUCCUGGACAAUGCCCAGUCACCAGAGCUGCGCACCUACCUGGCUGGCCAGAUUGCCAGAGCCUGCACCAUCUUCUGUGUGGAUGAGAUUGUGGUGUUCGACGAAGAAGGCCAAGAUGCCAAGACCGUGGAGGGAGAAUUCAGGGGAGUCGGUAAGAAGGGGCAGGCAUGCGUGCAGCUGGCCCGGAUCCUGCAGUACCUGGAGUGUCCACAGUACCUACGAAAGGCGUUCUUCCCCAAGCAUCAGGAUCUCCAGUUUGCAGGGCUUCUGAACCCCUUGGACAGCCCUCACCACAUGCGUCAGGAUGAGGAGUCCGAGUUCAGAGAAGGCAUCGUGGUGGACCGGCCCACCCGGCCAGGCCACGGGUCCUUUGUCAACUGUGGCAUGAAGAAGGUAGGGAUUGGGAGAGCGGGUUGGGACAGACAUUCCGGACACAUCCGGCCAUGGAGGGCAGGCAGGGUCCUGUGAGCAGGGAGCCCUGGACCCGGGCAUCUGUGUAGAUGACCCAGGCCCUACUGAUGUAGAUUUGGGCCAGAGAAGUGCCCCCAAACAGGGCUCAGUAGAUAAAGCCAGGAGCAAAUACACUGUUUCUUAAAAAGUAAAUGAACAGAGGUAGUCCUCACGCUCAGACCCAAUCCACCCCAGCCAAAACCCUACAAAAACAAGUUCAGAAUCCCUCUGGGGCAGCUCCGGCAGGACGCAGAGCCACACUGGGAUUGGCGCAUUCAUCUGCUGCCUGCUUACUCUCAGGGCUUCUGGAUUCAGAGACAGAAAUACUUCAAGGUGGAGGGUCCCCUCCCCUCAAAAAGAGCAGACCAGAAAUGACGGGCUAACUGCAGACCAGGAUGACCCAGACCCAGACGAAAGGAGAAAACAGGAGAAACCUCAGAAGGGAAAGUGCCCUAUCCUGAAUUCAGAGUUGGCACAAAACACAGACAUCGGUUAUCACUCGUUGCAGCUCCCGUUGACCUCACACCGGGCCCUGGGCUGUUGUUUGUGGAGGGUUUGCUGUUCGACAGUGGAGGGAACUGAGGCUCGCAGAGGUUAAGUGGCCUGCUCACACCGCUGUAGCUAGGAAGUGGUGUAGCCACAUCUGUUCAGAACGUAGAAGACUGGGAUUCCAUCUUGCGAAAUACUUACUCCUGCCCUGUGCCAGGCCCAGGGCGUUCGUCUUUGCCCAGCGUCUGGUGGUAGUUUUGCAAGAAUGG